Molecule: messenger RNA, 2561 nt
Organism: Lates calcarifer (barramundi perch)
Lineage: Eukaryota; Metazoa; Chordata; Actinopteri; Centropomidae
Gene: irf3
Product: interferon regulatory factor 3
Exons: 11
Coding region: 245-1645 (466 amino acids)
Biological process (GO): immune system process; regulation of transcription by RNA polymerase II
Cellular component (GO): nucleus
Molecular function (GO): DNA-binding transcription factor activity, RNA polymerase II-specific; protein binding; RNA polymerase II cis-regulatory region sequence-specific DNA binding
Source: RefSeq, a predicted model, not a curated record
UGGAAAACGAAACUGACGACUCGGAGUUUCCCGAGAAGAAGUCCGCAGCUCAAAGACCAGCUGGACAGUAUUUAAGGGAUUAGCAGCCGUGGUUGAACGACAGUUCGUCACACAGCAUUAGCGCCUGUAACUUUAACACCUGCUGCCAUUAUCCUGCACCGUGUAUCUGAUUUCUGACCCCGAAGACGACUGCACUUGAACUCAACAUCUCACCUGUACCGGCUGAAACCUCGUCAUAACAAAAAUGUCUCACUCUAAACCACUGCUCAUCCCAUGGCUGAGAGCUCAGAUUGACAGCGGCAAGUAUCCCGGUGUUCAGUGGACAAACCCGGAACGAACAGAGUUCUCCAUCCCGUGGAAGCACGCUUUAAGACAGGACUCCUCAGACACUGACAUUCUCAUCUUUAAGGCCUGGGCAGAGGUGAGUGGCAACGGCCGGGCUCAGGGAGACCCCUCAGUCUGGAAGAGAAACUUCCGCAGCGCCCUCCGAGCCAAGGGCUUCAAAAUCCUUGACGACAACAAGAACGACGCUGCCAACCCCCAUAAGGUGUUUCGCUGGCCAGACGAGUCAGCAUCAGGAGCCACGUCUUCUCCUGGAUCCAAGGACCAAGAUGACCCUGAUUUUUUUGAGGAUUGUGGCCUUCCUACGCAAGAAAGCCAGGUUGUCUCAUGCUUGGAUGACUGCCUCUACCUUCCAGAAGAAGCUGUAUUUUCAGCAGAAUCCACUGUCAAUCAUGAUAUUCUCCAGGAGUGUCUAAGGGGACUGAACAUUGGCCCUGACACAGAGGGCACCGCAGGUUUCGAGCCUCCUCCCGAGCAACAGCAGCUGCACAAUCAGGUUGCGAUUGGUGGAUAUGCGUUGCCUGGGCAACAGCAAUAUCCAGUAGCGUUUGAGGGUGCAGACAGUGAAGCUGGGUUGCCCGAGCAACCGGCAUGUCCAAUAGGGGAAGCUGUGGGAGGGGCCUGUGGUGGGCAGCUGGCGGAGCAGUUCCUUCAUACCAUGAGCAAGACCAGCAAUGGAGAUAAUUUCAGGACUCAGUUCAGGGUAUCAGUGUACUACAGAGGGGUGAAGGUGUCUGAACAGCUGGUUGAGAAUGAAGCUGGGAUCCGCUUAGUCUACAGCCCUGAGCGCAUCGAGACAGUUCUUGACAACGACUCAGGCCUUGCCUUGGUCUUUCUGCCAAGUCCUGGAGCUAUGUUGGAUCAAAUUCAAGCCAGGCUGACUAAGCGCAUCCUGGACAAGCUAGGCAAUGGUGUGGACAUAGGGGUGUCAGGCCAUGUGGUCUAUGGCCAUCGACGGGGGGAAAUCAAAGCGUUCUGGAGCUUCUCCAAGUUUGAUCGUAGCGGACAGCCCCAAGAGAUCUCUAAACUGGAGCCUCAACCGCUUUACAUGUUCAGGGACUUUGUGCGAGGAAUAUUGGACUUCAUUGAUGGGAGAGACUGCCCCCCCUGCUCGCUGUUCUUCUGUCUCGGGGAGAAGUGGCCCGACCCAGACAACAGGCCUUGGGAGAGGAAACUCAUCACAGUGGAGGUGGUGCUGACUUCAAUGGAGUUGCUGAAGAACAUGGCUGUUGUAGGUGGCGCCUCCUCCCUGCAGUCUGUGGAGCUGCAGAUGUCCUUGGAAGAGAUGAUGGAGAUGUGCUGAUGUAGUUUGCUGAGCCUGAAGAGAGUCAUUGUUUACCCUUUUUUCUAAUCUGUAACCAUGGCAAGAACAUCUCAGAAAUAACCAUACUUACACAUUUUAGGAACAUUUUAUAUCCUGUUUUUGAACUCAGUAGGGCAGAUCAGGUAACAGUGUUAAUAAUUACACUGCUCAAAAGAGCAAAGCAACAUAAAUGCGUGCUUUUAAAUGAACGCACACCUUGACAUUUUUUACAUAAAAUAAUGAGACAGAUCAGGACAUAUUUGAUAGGAUCUUUCUUACAUUCAUGAUAUUAUUGGUGCUUGUGUUUAUUAAAAGUGAAGACCACAUUUCCUUGCUGCAAGAGAAUGAGCAAAAGAAAAGAGCUCUGUCAGUCAGCUCGAGAGGUACACAGUGACUCUUUUCACUCAUUCUGCACUCAGCUCUUGCAAAUGAUGUCUUCGUGCUGAAAUAAGUGCAUUCCUCCUGUUUUUUGCUACAAAGCAAAAACAGAUUUUCCUCUCAACUGAUUUGAAUGCAUGCAAUGUAUGAUACCAUCCAAAGGCUGAGUCAUCUUGUUGAUGAUCUUAUUUGUUAUUUGUUUAUUAUUAUUAUAUUAUUCAUGCAAAUGUCUGAAUGAUUUACAUAUAUUCCUACAUGUAGUAACUUGGUUUCACAAAGAACCCCUCAACAAAACUGAGAUACUGUGUGUUCAACAGUAAGAUGAUUAAAUUGUAAUAAUACUCAAACCCCAAAUCACAGAAAACAGUAAAGCCUUCAACAGUUAAGGUCACAGUUAAAGUUGGAUUGUAAUGUUCACAUUGAUUCAGUUACACAGAUGUGAUCAGAGCAUCUGGAAUCAGUCUGAAUGUUUGUCACAUUAGAUUUAUGGCACAGUAUGUUAAAUAUACACCUGAGCACAGGAUAGUUUGUGCAAAAA